Molecule: messenger RNA, 4960 nt
Organism: Thunnus maccoyii (southern bluefin tuna)
Lineage: Eukaryota; Metazoa; Chordata; Actinopteri; Scombriformes; Scombridae
Gene: mindy1
Product: MINDY lysine 48 deubiquitinase 1
Exons: 12
Coding region: 726-2480 (584 amino acids)
Biological process (GO): protein K48-linked deubiquitination
Cellular component (GO): cell periphery; cytosol
Molecular function (GO): K48-linked deubiquitinase activity; cysteine-type carboxypeptidase activity; cysteine-type deubiquitinase activity
Source: RefSeq, a predicted model, not a curated record
CUCAGUGUGCAUGUUGUCCUGAUUAUUAACGUCUGCUCGAAUAAACUGCAGCUUUCAUUACGAUGUUUUUAACAGUUAUGUUCCGUAUUUAUAUUUAACCCACGAAACAAACAAAAACCUUGUUGACAUUAAGACCAAAAGGGCUACAGAGUCAAACUACGAACCGACUGAGCGUUAUAAAAAGUUGAUAUUUAUUUUAAAUGUUUGCUGCUUUGAUAUCACUUCUUCGCCGAAAGUAUCAGCGUCUCCCACCGUGGCCGGAGGGUGAAGAAUAAAGCUCCAGGCUGAGUGAUAUUCUGUCUGACGGGACGUCUGUGGACGACGUAGCCGACCAAUCACAGCGGAGAGCCGAGCCGAAGCUUCACCUGCUGACCACUUCCUGUCAGCGGCCGCGGAGAGGACCGCCGUCGUUUUUUAAUCUAUAUUGAACUCAUGACGAGGGACUGGAGACUGUGUGUCAUGUUCACUGGCAGAUAGGUGCGUUUGUUUUUGGGACCCUCAGCAGGCGACAGAUAAGACAGACGGGAGGUCAUCGGGGUUCCUGUCGGCCAUGUUCCUCCACGCCGCCAUCUUUAAUCAAUGUCCUGAAAUCUGAGACUGAAGUAAAGCGAGCGAGGCUACGUUUGAUGAAGGGCUCCGCUGCCUGCUUGAUUUUUUUCUACACGUGUUGUUUGUGUAAAUAAAGUUUUCUCUUUUUGAAGCCGCCGCCAGUCGAUCAGCUGAUCAUGGCCGAGUCCAGCUCGGAGCCGACGGCAGCGGAUCUGCUGAUCCGACGCAACGAAGAGCAGCCGUCUCUCCCCGCGGAGAGCAUCUCCAAAGAACUCAUGGUAACCAUGACGACGGAGGGGUCAGAGGUGAGAACCGAAGUCCCGAGCAGCAACGGCACCGCCGACAGUCCUCUGCCCGCCAUCGUCCUGAAGGAAGAGGCUCCGCCCACGCCGCCAGAGUCAUCACCCCCGUCAUCCGAAAACGGAACUAUGAUGGCAGCCACCACAGAAGAAGAGUCUCUGUCCACUCUGCUCAGACACAUCAGGUCUGAAGGAGGCGUGGAGCGAGGAGGAGAGCCAGGUCUGGAUGUGGACCUGGAGGAAAGCUCCUCCGUGGCGACGGCGGGCGGCUCGGACGACCAGCGCGAGUCCACCGACUCGGCGUCCUUCUCCAUCCCCAGCCUGGAGCUGUCAGACGGGGUCACGGCCACAGGAAACUCCCUGGACGUGGAGGACGGCCUGUCCUCGUCCUACUCGGCUCUGGGUGUGGAGGGCUGCUCUCCGUCCACCGAGGUCCCCAGUCUGAAGGAGGACGAGGCGCUGCUGGAAGCUGCUGGAGGCGCUGUUGCUGCUCCUGCUGCCUCCGCCGCAGCUGCUGCCCCAGAGCCCGGGCCGUCCAUGCCAGCAUAUUACCUGGUGAAGUGGAUCACCUGGAAAGAGAAGAAGACACCCAUCAUCACUCAGAGUGAGAACGGACCCUGCCCCCUGCUGGCCAUCAUGAACACACUCUUCCUACGCUGGAAGGCUAAACUUCCUGCUCAGACUGAAGUCGUCACCACUGAGGACCUGAUGGCUCACCUGGGAGAGUGUGUGUUGUCUGUUACACCUCGAGAGAAAGCUGAUGGGAUGGAGCUGAACUUCCAACAGAACAUGAGUGAUGCGAUGGCGGUGCUGCCGAAGCUCUCCACAGGUCUGGAUGUGAACGUUCGUUUCACCGGUGUGACGGACUUCGAGUACACACCAGAGUGUAUCGUGUUUGACCUGCUGAACAUCCCGCUGUACCACGGCUGGCUGGUCGACCCGCAGAGUCCAGAGAUGGUGGCCGCUGUGGGGAAACUGAGUUACAACCAGCUGGUGGAGAAAAUCAUCGACUACAAACACUCUGCCGACAGCAGCCGAGUCAGUGAAGGUCUGGUGGCGGAACAGUUUCUGGAGUCGACGGCGACGCAGCUGUCGUAUCACGGUCUGUGUGAACUCAACACGACGGCUAAAGAAGGAGAAAUCUCUGUGUUCUUCAGAAACAACCACUUCAGUACCAUGAUCAAACACAAGGGUCACCUGUACCUGCUGGUGACGGAUCAGGGCUUCCUGCAGGAGGAGGGUUUGGUCUGGGAGUCUCUCCACAACGUCGAGGGAGACGGAAACUUCUGCGACUCCGACUUCAGACUGUGUCAUCCUCCUCAGAGAGCUCCGCCCACCGCCAACCUGCCGCCCACCGCCCAGGAGCAGCAGAGACAGAUCGACCAGGACUACCUGGUGGCGGUGUCCCUGCAGCAGCAGCAGGGCGGGGCCCCGGGGCCCCUCAGUGACCUGGAGUUGGCCCGACAGCUCCAACAGGAGGAAUACCAGCAGCAGCAGCAGCUCCAGCAGCAGCAGCAGCAGCAGCAGCAGCAGCAGGGAUCACUGCAGGCAGCACAGCAGGUCAGAGGUCAGGGGUCACAGCAGGGCGGAGCCAGGAGAAGAGACAAGGACUCAGACUGUGUCCUCUUAUAGACUUAUCAUCAUCAUCAUCAUCAUCAUCAUCAUCAUCCUCCUCACCUGUAACACACACACACACACACACACACACACACACACACAGAUGAAAGGCUGACGGUUGACCAGAAGAGGAAGUCGAGUCUCCUCAGAUGAGGAUGUGGUUUGUUGUACGAUGUUUGUGUGGAACAGAGGAAGUUGCCCCCCCCCCCCCCCCCCCCCCCCCCCAAACACACACACACACACACACACACACACACACACACACUCAGCCAGCUCGAUGCCAAACCCCCCAGUGCUUCAGUGCUUCAGUGCUUCAGUGCUUCGUGGAACAGCUGAUGAGACUCUCGUCUGUUUGUUCAGAAGGUUUCAGGUUUUGAGAAGUUUGUAAAUUUGGAGUCUGAUGAAACUAACGAGUCGCCCUUAAUUAAGACUUAUUAAUGGUUAACUGAAGCCUCACAGGUGAGUGAUCAGGUUCCUGUCGUCAGGUGGAAAUGUGUCUGUUACAGUCCAGUUAAGGAAAAGUCAUAAUAAACCAAAGUUAAUUAAAACUGAAUUCAUUGAACCAGAAGUCGUCACAGCUGCAGUCUCAUCAUCAUACAUAUUAUUAUUAUUAAUCAUUAAUCCUUCAGUAUCAAAUGUCUUCAGAUGACAUGUUUGGUAUUUAUUUGAUCUAUAAAAUAAGUUUACUGUCAGAUGAAGAUCCAACCUGACGACCGGAUAUAAUAAAUGAUCUAUAACUGAUUAAUGAACCAUUAAUAAACAGCUCUUAUAUAAAAGGGUGAAAGUGGAAACAAGACUUGAUGAAGAUCAGCUGGUGGAGAAUCCGUUAAUUUCAUCUGUAUUAUUUAACCUGAAUGACAUGAAAAGCUUCUUUUUUUAUUUUUCUGAUGGGACCAGUUUCACCAGACGUCACCUUACUGGAAUUAUUUCCUUUAUCCAGUAAAACUUUAACAUCACCAGUAAAUAAAUAUUCUGAUUAUGUGAAAAGUAUCAUUUAUAGUAAUAAUUAAUAAUAAUCAUUCUGACUCCCAUGUCUCGUCAUCCUGACUCACGUUUUUGAAUAAUUUUGCGUCGCCAUAGUUACCAACGUGAAUAAUUUCCUGUUUGGUGACAUCGUCUGGUGAAACUGAUCUCGUUCUAAUAAUCAAACUGAACUUUAAUAAACUUUCUUACAGUUGGUGAGUCAGAACUAAACUCAGAUUUUAGUUUCCAGGUUUUAACUGAUGCUGAAGAUGAGCUCUGCUGGUGAGGAUGAAGUUAAUCUGCCUUUUCAAAUCUUUCAAGUUUCACUUUUUACCUGUGAAUUUUUACCGUCGACCAAUAGAAAGCCGUCGUAGCUCAUUAGCUUUGUUGCUAAUAUCCAGUUUGAUUAAAUCUCCUUUAUUAAAGUAUAAACUGUUAGCAACAAAGCUAACAAGCUCGCUAAGAGACUUUUUUUUAAUCCUGAUGGGAAACUGAAGAAACUAACGACGACUUCACAUCUACAUCAGAACACCGACACAAUACAAUAAACAACAUAAACAACAUCAGAUCAAUAAACAUCUGAUCUCAGAGGGGAUCAAUAAGACGUGAUGUGUUCACUGCCAACGUUCGGUACGUUUCUGUACCCGCUCACGUGUUUGAUACCCGGUCGUCAUGGUGAUUGUUUUGUUGUUCACUGCAGAGCUUAUUUUCUUCAUUUUAUUCAAAACCUGAAGCAGAAUUUAUUUCUGUACGGAAGCCCGAAGCCGCCAGGAAAAAAAAAACAGUAAAUGUUCAAAAUGAAAUAAAAAGACUUUGAAUUAUCUGAUAAUCUUGAUUUUAGAGAAUCAGAAUUGUGACUCAUAUUAAUGACUUUGUAUUUAAUUUUCUCCUUAUAAGUAAAUAAUUUGACUAAUUAUCUCAUUUUGCCCAUUUUGUAUCUCAUCAUUUGGAUUUAUUAUUAAAUUUAGACUUUAUCUCGGAUCAUUUUUAACUCAUCAUUUCAUGUAUUUUUCUUUUUCCCGGCUUGUUUGGGCUUCCGUACGUGUUUAAAACUAAACAGUGGAAACAAUCUGGAGGAGGAGGAAGUUUCUGGAUCGACUCACAAACACGUCGUCACUACAUCCUUACGGUCAAAACACAAACGUAACUGAAAUCACCGUCUGGACUAAAACCUGGUUAACAGAUUGAAUGAAGUGUUCAGACGUUCCAACAGACUCAAACAGAAAGGUCUGAUUUAAAAUGACUCAUUUUAAGCCACAUUGGGUAAACUUGUGAAAGUCUUAAACUGUGUUCUCUAAUCAGAUGUUGCUGACGAACAUUUAGCACUUACAACUUUCCCAUCAUGCCUCUCUGAGUGGUCGGUGCGUUUGUUGUCGUCCGGUAUUUUUAAAACAGUUUUUUUUUCUUUGGUGUGUCUGCUGACAGCCGAGCUUCAGCCUGACUGUCUGACCAGCUGCCAUGCUCUCUGUUCACUUUGUAUUUAAUUUGUCAUGAUGUCAAAUUGUCAGUAAAAACAAAAUCUGAAUGAAUCA